This is a messenger RNA of Loxodonta africana (African savanna elephant), 10881 nucleotides long. RefSeq names its product exocyst complex component 3 like 2 (gene EXOC3L2). The record is from RefSeq and is a predicted model, not a curated record. Gene Ontology annotation, cellular component: exocyst. The transcript is spliced from 12 exons. Gene Ontology annotation, biological process: exocytosis; exocyst localization. Gene Ontology annotation, molecular function: SNARE binding. The coding region runs from base 5378 to 7786 and encodes 802 amino acids. Lineage: Eukaryota; Metazoa; Chordata; Mammalia; Proboscidea; Elephantidae.
UGUCCGGGCGCGUUGAUGGGGAGCAUGCUGUCACAGGAGAGUGGAGACUCGCCGGAAAAGAGAGAAGGGGAGAAAAAGGCGAGGCAGAGCGCCAGAAACUCAGAGACAGAUACUGAGAGAUGACAGAGAGACACAAAGAGAAAGAGACAGGAAGGCGCAAAGAGAUGGAGAGAGAGAGACAGGUAGGGAGAGACGCACACAAAGAGAUGAAAAGAGAGACAGAGAAGUACACAGAGACAAAAAGACGUAAAGACAGGGUGAGAAACAUAGGGAGAGAGACACAUAAAGAGACAGAAAGUGAGAAGUACAGAGAGACGCUGGGAGAACAGACACGCAGUCAGCGACAAUCAGAGAGAAAUAGAUGACAGACAGAAGGAAAGACAGAGACGCACAGACGCAGAGACAAACGAAGGGAAAUGGAGCUAAAGGGCGAGACACAGAGGCAGAGGGUCUCCAGAGGCGGCGACCAGGCAGACGUCGCUGCCCACGUUCUCACUCCCGCCCCACCUCCACCCCCCCAGCCGUGGGGUCCUGGACGUUCCUGCUGUCGCGGACAGAGGGCGAAGGGUGCCGGGGGGAUGGUGUGCUGGGCGGGGCACUGCAGAGGCCCUGAGCAACCUCCGUAGCAGUGCUGCCGCCCACCUGCAGGGGGCCCCAGACCCAGAGGUUGGGGGCUGUAGCCGCCUCUCCUUUCCUCUGCACCCUAGGUGGGGUCUGAGGACCCUGUAUGCCCAGCUGUGUGACUCAGGACAGGUGCUUGCCCUUUCCGGGCCUCCGUUUCCCUGUCUAUAAAAUGAGAGGAAGGACCUACUGGGCUGGAGCAGGUGCAAAGGCACUCGGUGGAGUGUUUAAUUGUGGGACAUCGCCUUUCUCCGAAUGGGAAACUGGCUUCUCCGAGGUCACACACUCCAAGGCCCUCCUUUGCCCUCUAUCUCAGAAUGGGGUGAGAGGCAGAAUGGCAGUGCGUAUCUCGGCCGGGGAACUACACAGCCCUGGGUCGCAGUCCAGGCCCUACCCCUGCGUGUCUGCCUCUUCCCUGCCACCUUUCUGAGCCUCAGUUUCCACUUCUUAAAAAUGGGUGCGAUGAUAACAGCAGUGCCCUGGAGCCUGCUCGUGAGAGGCAACUGUUAAAGUCUCAGGAAUUUUGGAAGCUGGUGGUUAAACACAGCCAUUAUUAAAAAAUUAAAUUGUGUAAACUCAUGAUGAAAUAAAUUACAUUUAAAUAAAGCCAAUUCCACUGCCAUCAGAUCGAUUCUGACUCAUGGCGACUCCACGGAGUACAGUACUGCUCCAUAGGGUUUUCUUGCCUGUAAUCUUUACAGGGAACCCUGGUGGCGCAGGGGUUAAGAGCUGGGCUGCAAACCGAAAAGUCAGCAGUUCAAAUGCACCAGCCACUGCUUAGAACCCUAUGGGGCAGUUCUACUCUGGAGUGGAAUUGACUUGGCAAUGGACUUUUUUUUUUUUUCCUAAUCUUUACAGAAGCAGCUUGCCAGGCCUUUCUUCCACUGAUCACUGGGAAGAAACAGGCAGUCUUUAGGUUAGUCAUCAAGUGCAAACCAUUUGCACCACCCAGAGACCUAUUUAAAAUAAAGAAAAUAAAUACUCAGCACUUUUUGUUCUAGUUCUUUUACUAUUAUUUAUGCUCUUGAGGUUAUUUACAUCUGUUGUAUCUGCGUGGUGGUGGUGUUAGGUGCCAUGGAGUCUAUUUCGACCCAUAGUGACCCCAUGUAAGAUUAGAACUGCCCCAUAGAGUUUUCUAGGCUGUAAUCUUUACAGGAGCAGAUGGUUAGGUCUUUCUCAGUUGGAGCCUUUGGGUGGGUUCAAACCGCCAACUUUUCAUGGACUUAACUGUCUUGCCACCCAAACCGAACCGAACCGAACCCAGUGCCGUUGAGUUGAUUCCGACUCAUAGGGACCCUAUAGGACAGAGUAGAACUGCCCCAUAGAGUUUCCAAGGAGCGCCUAGCGGAUUCCAACUGCCGACCCUUUGGUUAGCAGCCGUAGCACUUAACCACUACACCACCAGGGUUUCCGUCUUGCCACCAGGGCUUCUUAUCUGCACAGGGGAAAUACUAAAUAACAGACACAUCUCCCAACAAUGCUUUCGGCCACGUGGCCUUGGUAGCUUGAAAUUAGCAAGAUGGGAAUAUUUACACCAUGGAAAUUGGCAAAUGCUACAAAUCACACUCCUCCCCAAGCUGGUUGGUAAACAUUUAUCAGAACAUCACUGGCUAAUACUAUCAGCUACUUAGACUCCUGAAGGCUACCCCCAGGGCCAGGUGCUUUACCCUUUCUACCACUUCAGGAGAUAGCAGCCAUCAUUAUCAACAGCAUUUACAAAGAGGGAAACUGAGGCCCAAAGAAAGAAGAGGCAAGCCCCCAAGGUCUCACGACAGGUGAGUGGCAGGGCUGGGAUUUGAACCCAAGUGGUCCCAAACUCCAGAACUUGGGUGCUUAACCACUGUGGUUUCCUGUCCCUGAAUACUACUACUACUAACCUCAGUUGUCAACAAAUGAAGGAGAAAACGUUAAGCACAGUGCUUCACAUCGGGUCAGGCUGGAACUUCCUAAGAGGGUGACAUUAUUAUCAUUGUCAUUACUCAGCAAAUGGAUCCUAAGGCGUCUCAAGUGAUGCAAAGAGGGAGGAGUUCAGGAUGGUAUUCUGGAAGCUUUGUGAUCCCAAGAGCUUUGUGGUUCUGGGGGUCUUUGAGGUGGGACCUUGCCACGGGGAGCUGCAGUUUUCGCGUACACCACAAGGGGGCAGGAGAUCGUCUCCUCGCUCAGACUUAACCCACGUCAGGACCACCCCCGUUCUUGCCCUAUCCCUGGUGCUGUCCCCACCCCAUUUCCCAGAUGCUGGGACUGAAGUUUAAAAAGGUGAAAGGUACAACAUGGAAGAGCCUUGAAAACUUUAUGCUUAGAGAAAGAAGGCAGCCACAAGGGCCACUUCUUAUGUGGUUCUACUUCUAUGAAAUGUUCAGCAUGGGCAAAUGCAGAGAAACAGAAAGUAGGUCAGCGGUUUGAGGGGGAGGUUUGGGAGGAGAGGGGAAUGGGAGUGACUGCUAAAGGGUGUAUGGUUUCUUUUGGGGGUGGCGAAAAUGUUCUGGAUGGUGGGGAUGGUUGUGCAACCUUGUGAAUAUACUAAAACCCACUGGAUUAUACACUUUACAAUGGUGAGUUUUAUGGUAUGUGAAUUGCAUCUCAAUAACAAAAUUACACUUGAAAAAAGAGAGAGAGAGAAGGAACUGGAGCGGUGAUGGUGACAGGUCUUGGUCCCAGCCCAGGCUGCCAUCUGAUUACCACCGGUCCAAGCUGCUGCGGAGACUGACAGGGAGGACAAGGCCUGUUCCUCCCCUCCCCCAGGCCCAUUGUCUAUGGAAUCUAGUCUUUGAACCAAGGCCUUGGGACCUUUGAGCCUUGACCCCUGACCCACUUCCCCCAGCCUACUUGUCCUGAGAGCUCCUAAUGCUGUAACCUCUGAGCCCAGCCCCAGAUCCUAACAAAGAUCCUAACCCCAACCCUAACAUUGCCUAGACCAAAGAUCAUGGGCCCCAGGCCAAACACCCGCCACGCCUGGCUUCUGGAAACCAGAAAAGCCAGCUGUUGUCCAGUUGACUCUGACUCAUGGCAACCACAUGUGUGCACAGUAGAACUGCUGUAUAGGGUUUUAAAGGCUGUGACCUUUAGGAAACAGAUUGCCAGGCCUUUCUUCUGAGGUGCCUCUGGGUGGGCUCAAACCAGAGGAGGCCCAACAGUGGUGAUGAGCUUAGCAGUCAAAAGCUUAAUGGUUUGUGCCACCCAGGGGCUUCUUUAGCUUCUGAAUGGCCACCCUAAACCUAAAGCCCAGCCUUAAACUUAACCCUAACCCCCAAAUCCAACCCCACCCAGAAUUUAACCCAUCCCUAGCCCAACCACACCAGCCAUGUCUAUCCCCAACUACAGCUCUGAAGGGAAAUCCAUCCCCAAACCCAUCUGCACACUUCAGCUCUAUCCCAUUCCCAUUUCUGCAUUCAGCUCACAAAUCUUUACUGAGCACCUACUAUAUGCCAAAAGCUCCUAGGUGGUGCAAACGGUUACACUCAACUGUUAACAGAAAGGUUGGAGGUUCGAGUCCACCCAGAGGUGCAUAGGAAUCUACUUCCAAAAAAUCUGCCAUUGAAAACCCUACGGAGGGAACACAGUUCUACUCUGACACACAUGGGGUUGCCAUGAGUCAGGAUGAACUCGCUGGCAACUGGUUUUGGUAUAUGCCAGACAUGCAUUUAGGGAUACAAAGAUGAGCAAGAUAAAGUCUGCUUUAAUAAAACUUACAUUCUAGUGCAAGAGUCAGAACACCUACAAGGAAGACAAAACAGAUCAUUUCAGAUUGUGAAAAAAGCUAUAAAGGAAUUCACAAAUCAGAGUGGUGUCCUGGGAGAGAGGGGCAUGUAGGGGGGCCGUCUUUGAGGGCCUUUUAGGCAAAGAGAGGUGGCAGUGGUGGCUCAGUGGUAGAGUCUCACCUUCUGUGUGAGAGAACUGGCUUUGGUUCCCGGCCAAUGCAACUCCCGCACAGCCACCACCUGUCCAUCGGCGGAGGCUUGCAUGUUGCUAUGAUGCCGAACAAGUUUUAGCAGUGCUUCCAGACUAAGGAGGACUAGGAAGAAAGGCCUGGCAAUCUGCUUCCCAAAUCCAGCCAAUGAAAACCCUAUGGAUCCCAAUGGUCUGAUCUGAAACCAAUAAUGGGGAUGGUGCAGGACCAGGCAGUUUUCUGCCUCAUUGUGCAUGGGACUGCCAUGAGCCAAGGGCCAACUCAACAGCAGCUGACAGCAACAGGCAAAGACAACAGCAAUUUCAAAGCCAUGCCCAGUACUGCCCCUACUCAGGCCCAAAGCCCAGCCUUGGGACCCUGUGCAAAGCCUUCCUGAUUUCUUCAUCUCAUAGAAGCCUGCUCCUUCUCAGAGGCCUCAGUUCUCACUCAAAUACUUCCAGGCACACCCAGGCUAGAGAGCCACUUUGGGCCAGUGUCCAGCACAGGGGGUGUCUCCCUGGGGCGCCCAGGAUGGUGUUGUCACCUUGGGAGGCGUGAAAAGCAGGCAGUGGGGGGCCCUCCUAUUCCGGCCUGGGAUGGAGGUACGGGUGGGGGCCGGGCCUGUGGGCCUUGUCCCUGCCAGCCCAACCACAGGCUGGCCCGAAAGGGCAGACAGAUAAUGAGUCCUUCCCGCCCUGGCCCCUGAGAAGGAGGGGCUUCCUGACAGGAAAUUGUCCUUCUCCGAGCCCCCCCCCCCCAGAACCAAGCUCUCAGCAGUCCUGGCCAGAGUAGCUGGAGCAGCCGAGGGACAGGACAGCAGCAGAGACAGUGAGGCAGAGGCACUGACAACGGAGGUCCUCACCCGUCAAAAUGCCUAUCCUGAAGAGUCUAGGGGUGGCGGACUCAAAGGUGCCCCAAACGGGCACCCUGCCCCUGAGGGCCUCUCGGAACCCUUUUGAGGAAGUUCCAGGGCUGGCAGAAGGAGAAGUCAGAGAGCUGGGGACCCUGCCCAAUGGGGCAUCUUGUCACCGCCGUGCCACCCUGGAGAAGCUGGCAGGCCUGGCCCCCUUCCGGCUGGGCUGGGCCACGGGCCGGCGAGCAGGCAGCCCAGUAGAUGGGCAGUCUCGUUCUUUUCUGGGCCGAGUGCUGACCUCGGGGAUCCGCAGGAGCUCAGCCGACUUUGGCCUCUUGGCCCGGCUUCAGGGGACCCGGUCCCAGAGCGAAGACGUGGACCCUGGGGAGGCUGCCCGGAGACUGGCCUUCCUGAGACUGGGGCGUGGGCCCAAGCCCCGGCGCGCAUCACUGGCUGAGAGGGUGGUGCCUGCAGGUGAGGCAGCUCCUGAGCCUCCGCCCAAGGUCCCAGAGCCCCCAAAGGUGAAGGAGCCAUUGUCAGUGCUGGAGAUCCUGAGCCUGAUCCAGCAGCGCGAGCUGGCGCGCGCCGACGAGCACAUCCUGGAGCUGGAGGCUGAAGAGCUGGCGUUGUCUGGGGGCGGUGCGCCGGGGCCGCCCAAGGCCGAGGGCGCAGGCGGCGGUCGCCGCGCGCGGGACGUGGCCCUACUGUACGAGGCCCUGCAGCGCGAGCUGUGGGCACUGGUGCGCGAGACACUGGCGGGCCCCGGACCAGGCGCUGGCGCGGGCGCGGGCAUCGUGGCGCAGCUGGGCCAGGUGCUGGUGCAGGAGGAGGCGGCCGACGGGCGCCGGGGGCCCGGGGCGGCCCGCAGGCUGCGCGCCCGCUGGGCCGAAGCUGUGGCGCGCACGGCGCGGGAGCGCCUAGAGGCGGCUGCCCCGGGGGCCCCCGGGGGCCUGGCCGGGCAGCUGGAAGCGUUGCGCGCGCGGCUGCUGGAGGACAUGGGCGUGGUGCGCGGCCGCCUGGCGCCGGCCUAUCCCGCCGGCCUGGGCGCCUUUGGCGUCUACCUGCGCGGCUACCACGGCGCGCUGGCCGAGUGGCUGGGAGCCGCCGCCCGCCGCGGGCUGCCGCUGGCCGACCGCUACGCGCUGCUACACUGGCACAACCAGGUGUACCCCAGGGAGGUCUUAGGGCUGGUGGACAUGUUUGCCCUGGAGAAUGGCGAGCUGGGGCCCCUUCUGUCUCCUGGCACCCUGCGGGGUUUGGAGGAUGAAUGUGUCACAGAUGUCAAGGCUCAGACUCGGGCAGCCCUGCUUCGAGCGCUACAGGAAGAUGAGGAGCACUGGGGGACCACGGAGGUCCAGCCCAGCAGCCUGGCCCAGGACGUGUGUGAGCUGCUGGAAGAACACACAGAGCGUGCGCCCCGCAUCAGCCAGGAGUUCGGGGAGCGAAUGGCCCACUGCUGCCUGGGAGGGCUGGCCGAGUUCCUGCAGAGCUUCCAGCAGCGUGUGGAGCGAUUCCACGAGAACCCAGGAGUCCGGGAGCUGCCGCCUGACGCCUAUAUCAGCAGGACCAUCACCUUGGUCAACUGUGGUCCACCCCUGCGGGCCCUGGCUGAGCGCCUGGCCCGGGUGGGGCCCCCCGAAAGUGAGCCAGCUCGGGAAGCAGCGGCCAGCGCUCUGGACCGCGUGAGCCGGCUCUGCCAACGUGUCCUGGCAGACCUGCUAUUCCAGGAGCUCCAGCCCCACUUCAGCAAGUUGAUGCGGAGGAAGUGGCUGAGCAGCCCCGAGGCCCUGGACGGCAUCGUGGGCACGCUGGGGGCCCAGGCGCUGGCACUGCGCAGAUUGCAGGACGAGCCCUACCAGGCACUGGUAGCCGAGCUGCACCGGCGAGCGCUGGUGGAGUACGUGCGGCCCCUGCUCCGCGGGCGCCUGCGCUGUCGCUCCGCGCGGACCCGCAGCCGCGUGGCGGGGAGGCUGCGGGAGGACGCGGCGCAGCUUCAGAGGCUGUUUCGGCGGCUGGAGUCGCAGGCCUCGUGGCUGGACGCCGUGGUGCCCCAUUUGGCGGAAGUCCUGCAGCUGGAAGACACGCCCAGCAUCCAGGUGGAGGUGGGGGUGCUGGUGCGGGACUACCCAGACAUCAGGCGGAAGCACGUGGCGGCGCUCCUCGACAUCCGGGGCCUUCGCAACGCGGCUGCCCGCCAUGAGAUCCUGGCUGUGGCCCGGGACUUGGAACUGUCCGAGGGGGGCGCCCUGGCAACCCCUCGAGACCGCGCCUUCUUCGCAGACAUCCCGGUGCCCCGCCCGCCUUUCUGCCUCGGCCUCCCACUCCUCCUGGGCCGCCUUCCGCUCUCCCGGCUGUCCAGGCCCAGGCUGGCCUGUCUGCCCCGGCCUCGACCUACGUCUCCAGCACGACCCCGGGACCAGCUCUGAGACGCCCCCAGGUCCCCUCCACCUCAGUGCCCCCCAUCUUUGCUGCUGACAAACUGUCCUUCCUGUAGGCCCCACUCCUGACUCCCCGUCUGGGACCACAGACCCCUGGAAUGGAAAGAUCCUUUGGGAUCUUCUCACCCAUUCCCAAACUCAGAAGGGAAACUGAGGCCAGAGGGGACAAGGACUUGCCCAAGGCCACACAGCUAGUUCCCAGCGCCUCCUCCCCCGAGCUUGGAGGGGUGGGGUGGUAUUUGGAAGGUUCCACAAAAAUAUCCCAGCCCUCCUUCCCCCUCACCUCAAGGUCUGGCCCAAAUCCAGUGUAUUAAGAAAUGUACGAUACUUAGAAUAAAGAGGUUUCUAUUUAACACAAGGAAGGGCCGAGUCCCGAGUGUGUGGGGGGAGGAAGGACGGGGGCAGGGCCAAGGGCUUCUCAAGGCCGGGCUGGGGGCCAGCUCCUGGGGGCUGAGUGAGCCACUGUUGGGGCCAGGAGGCCAGGCCUUCUCAUUCGCACCGAGUCCCCGGGCUGUGUGACUCCGCGGCAGGUCCUUGGCCGCUCUGAGCAAGGGUCUCUCAUCCUGGCAACUCCAAAGUGCCUCUUGGUCUUUUCCGGGCUUGUCGACUCCACCUUGGCCCGCCCUGCCAUCCAUCCUCAGCCGGGAAGCCGCGUCAAGAGAGGAAGGAGGUGGGGGGCAGGGCGGCGGCAUCCAGGGCGCCCUCCUGGGUUGACGCAGGAAAGUCUCAGGGUGGGAAAAAGCCCAGCCUCUCAACCCCAGCCCCGCCGGAUCCUGGUCCCCACGGAGAUGUUGAGGUCACCUCCCUGCUGACUCCUGCCCCUCCGGCCUGCUGGACAGCGCAUGACGGAUGCUUCCUGACAUGGGUUUUUUUUCUUUCUGAGAAGUCGGAAGGAGGAGGCAGCCAGCGGUCAGGGUUGCGGCUGGGGUUGGAACCUCAUGCACGUUUGAACUCGGGAAGGUGGAGACGCAGGACUCUUGGAGCCCGAGGGCUGUGUGACCCUGGGCAAGCAGCUGCCUCUCCCUGUGGAAUUGUUUAAGGGCUCUUUGCCCAGGUCGAGGUAGGAUGUACAGAAGCCAUACCCGUCUCAUUGCUGUUGUUAGCUGCCUUGGAAUCACCCAACUCCUGGCGACCCCACGCACAAGGGAGCUAAAUGCUGCCUGGUCCUGCGACAUCCCCAUGAUCGGUUGCAGACGGGACAGUUGUGAUCCAUAGGGUUUUCAUUGGUGCUUUUCUGAAGUAGAUCACCACGCCUUUCUUCCUAGUCUUAGUCUGCAAGCUCCUCUGCAACCUGUUCAGCAUCAUGACGACACACAAGCCUCCAGUGACAGACAGGUCAUGGUUGCACAUGAGGUGCAUUGGCUGGGAAUCGAACUGCGGCCUCCUGCACCGAAGGGGAAAAUUCUACCACUCAGCCCCCCUAAAACUACUCCCACACUAUUCAAGGCCAUUGAUAUCUAGGGGAGGAGUCUGAGGAAUCAGCAACAUGUUGCAAUAUGUAGGCAUUUAAUUAAACUGGAAUUAACCUCAGUUUGGCCCUGUUCUUUUCAGACAUUGGUGUCCCCAUCUUUUCCCAUAAAAUUUACCAGUUUAUUUUUAAGCGUACAAUUCAACAGCAUUAAUUAUAUUCCCAUUAUGCAACCAUCAUCACUCUUCCAGAACAUUUUUAUCACCACAAAGAGAAACUCUGUAGCCAUUAUGUGUUCACUCCCCAUUCCUUCCUCCCCUCAGCCCCUGAUAACCUCUAAUCUACUUUCUGACUCUAUGAAUUUGCCUGUUCUAGAUAGUUCACGGAAACCCUGGUGGCGUAAUGGUUCAGAACGAUGGCUGCCAACCAAAGGGUUGGCAGUUUGCAUCCACCAGACGCUCCUUGCAAACCAUAUGGGGCAAUUCUACUCUGUCCUAUAGGGUCCUUAUGAGUUGGAAUCAAUUCCCCCUGCAAUACCUGUCCUUUUCUGUCUGGCUUAUUUCACUUAGUGUCAUGCUUGCAAGAUUCAUCCAUGUCAUAACAGACAUCAGAGCUUCAUUUCUCUUUGUGACUGAAUAAUCUCCAUUGUGUGGAGACACAAACUUUUCUUUAUUCAUUCUUCUGUUGAUGGACAGUUGGGUUGUUUCCAUUUUUUUGGCUAUUGUGAAGUAUGCCGCAGUGAACAUUGGUGUACGAGUAUCUGUCUGAGUCCCUGCUUUCAGUUCUUUUGGGCAUAUAUCAAGGAGUGGAAUUAUUGGGUCAUGUGGUAAUUCUCUGUUUAAUUUUUUGAGAAACCGCCAAACUGUUUUCCACAGCGGCUGCUGUUACCCCUAUUUUUCAAAACAGUUUAUUGAGAUAUAAUUCACAUAUCAUACAGUUCACUCAUUUAAUGUGUACAACUCAACGGCCCUUAAUACACAGAGUUGUGUAAGCAUCGCCACAAUCAACGUUAGAACAUUUUCAUUACCCCCAAAAGAACCCCUGCACCCCUUAAUCAGCGCCCUCCAACUCCAAUGCAUUUCAAGCUAAGUGGCAGACAUCGGAACAUUUUCCUGAAAUUAUUCACCUGCAUAUCAUUAACUAGAGUUCAAUAUUUGCUAAUGGUCUUUUGUUGUUGUUGCCUUUAAGUCACACUUAGAAAAGACUUACUUAGAAAGACGCUCCCACUUCCAAGGCAGAAAGGAAUUCACCCAGGUAUUCUUCUGGUCCUUGUGUGUUUCCUUUUUUACAUAGAAGUUUCUAAUUAAUUUGGAGUUUAUGUUGGUGCAUGUGAGAAGUGUUUCCAAUUUUAUAUUUUGACCCCUCUCUUUUUAAAUUAUUUUUGAGAUAUAGUUCACAUACCCUAAAGUUCCACCCUUAAAAAAUUGUACAAACCAGUGGCUUUUAGUACUGUAUUUCCACAAAGUUAGAUGGAUUGACACAGUGGCUGCCAACAAUGGGCUCAAGCAGAGCAAGGAUUGUGAGGAUGGCGCAGGACUGGGCAAUGUUUCGUUCUGUUGACUUGUACAUAGGGUUGCUAGGAGUGGGAAGCCACUCGAUGGCACCUAACAUAACAUAACAUUCACAAAGCUGUGCAACUAUCACAGCUACAAUUAUAUAUACAUAUAUAUAUAUA